This is a messenger RNA of Pomacea canaliculata, 1472 nucleotides long. Its product is annotated as aldose reductase-like. Lineage: Eukaryota; Metazoa; Mollusca; Gastropoda; Architaenioglossa; Ampullariidae. The coding region runs from base 295 to 1242 and encodes 315 amino acids. Gene Ontology annotation, molecular function: aldose reductase (NADPH) activity. Gene Ontology annotation, cellular component: cytosol. The transcript has 10 exons. The record is from RefSeq and is a predicted model, not a curated record.
UCGGAUGUUCCAUAAUGCCAUUUAAUGUCUUCUCUUCUCACUACAAACUUAGUGGAAUCAUCUAAUCAGAAUUUGAAAAUAAUCUGCACCGGAAUAUAGAGUCCUUUUUAGUCUCGAUUACUGAAGGGAAUGCGAGACUAAGCCUUGACUUAACCCCGAGUCACCCAUCCAGUCAACGAUAUUUUACAUGAAGUUCACAUUAUCAAGAACGUGUGAAUCCCGACAGUUCGGUCACCUAUAUAGGCGAGAGUUGAAGGGUGUUUAGCAGUCUGAACACCACAACAACACCACAACAUGGCUGCCUGUCCCACUGUCACUCUAUCCUCUGGUUACAAAAUGCCGGUACUUGGCCUUGGCACCUACAACAACUUCGAGAAUACCGAGGCUGUGUGUGAGUCGGUGAAGGCGGCUGUGGAUACUGGGUACCGCUUCAUCGACACGGCCUGGGUCUACCGGACUGAGCCCGCUGUGGGCAGAGCACUCCGCCAGAAAAUAGAGGACGGUGUGGUGAAGCGUGACGACCUCUUCAUCUGUUCCAAGCUCUGGAACGAUCGACAUGGAGACGUGGAAGAAUCGUUGAUGGAGUCGCUGAAUGACCUGGGACUGAGCUACCUUGACCUCUACUUAAUGCACUUUCCAGUGUCCUUUAAGCACCAUGCACGAAUUCAAAAAGCUGAAGAUGCGUUUGCAACGUUCGAACCCGGACACGUCGACUUUCUGGACACCUGGCGGGACAUGGAGAAACUGGUGGACAAGGGACUUGUUCGAAGCAUCGGACUGUCGAAUUUUACCAUUCCUCAGAUCACUCGCAUCUUGAAAGACCCCGGUCUCCGCCAUAAGCCGGCAUAUCUACAGGUUGAGGUCCAUCCUUACUUCAGAAACAGCGAGCUCGUGGACUUCUGCAAGCAGCAAGGAAUUGUUGUCACUGCCUACGCGCCUAUAGGACGAGCUGGCACUGACUACGGACUGGCUCCAAUUGACAAUGUUCUGCAAGAUCCUGUAAUAAAUAAAAUCAGUGCAAAGUACAGGAAGACACCUGCACAGGUGGCGCUGCGCUGGAAUAUACAGAGAGGUCUGACGGCGGUGGUCAAAAGUCUGACUCCUGCUCGCAUUCAGAGUAACUUGCAGAUCUUUGACUUCGAACUCACCUCCGAGGAAAUGGCGGCCAUAGCGGCCCUGGACCGUGGACUCCGCCUGUGUGCAUUUCCAACGUGGAAAAACAUACCCGAAUAUCCGUUCUAACAGGAGGGUUUACUUCAGUGUGUCACUAGUAAAUGACACGGGAGCAAAGAGAAACUGUGGAUUUGUAUUCUUAUGUGUAAAACGCCAGUAGCUCAAUAGUCGAUAAAAUAUACUUGUUAUAAGAAAAUAUUUGUAGACAGUGAUUACAGUUAACAGAUUUACUCCUCCUCUCACCUUCACGACUGUAAAACUAAGUUUUCCUUUUCCUCAAUAUCAACUACUUGAAUUUA